UUUCUCGUCCAGGUCGCGGAAGGGAAGCGCAGGAUGCGCGGAGCGGAGCGGCCUUGGGGCUCGGCUGUAGCGGCGCGGGCCGGGGCCUGACGGCCGGCGCCGCCGGGCUGUCCUUUGGCCACACAUCCUCCCGGGGCCGCCCCCGCCCCCCCUUCUCUCUCUCUCUCUCUCUCUCUCUCUCUCUCUCUCUCUCUCGUCGACAUGGGCUGUUUCUGUGCGGUCCCGGAAGAAUUUUAUUGCGAAGUUUUGCUCCUGGAUGAGUCCAAGUUGCCUCUGACCACCCAGCAGCAGGGGAUCAAGAAGUCAACGAAAGGUUCUGUUGUCCUCGACUACGUAUUCCGUCACAUAAACCUAGUGGAGAUAGAUUACUUCGGACUGCGUUACUGUGACAGAAGCCAUCAGACGUAUUGGCUGGAUCCUUCAAAGACCCUCGCAGAACACAAGGAACUGAUAAAUACUGGACCUCCAUACACUUUGUAUUUUGGUGUUAAAUUCUAUGCAGAAGAUCCAUGUAAACUCAAAGAAGAAAUAACCAGAUAUCAGUUUUUUUUGCAGGUUAAACAAGAUGUCCUGCAAGGACGCAUGCCCUGUCCUGUCAACAUUGCUGCUCAGCUGGGAGCAUAUGCUAUUCAGUCUGAACUUGGUGACUACGAUCCAUAUAAGCAUACCGCAGGAUAUGUGUCAGAGUAUCGUUUUGUUCCAGAUCAGAAGGAGGAGCUGGAAGAUGCCAUAGAACGGAUACAUAAAACGCUAAUGGGCCAGGUUCCUUCUGAGGCUGAAAUGAAUUACCUGGGAACUGCCAAGACCUUAGAAAUGUAUGGUGUUGAUCUUCACCCUGUCUAUGGAGAAAGCAAGUCUGAAUAUUUCUUAGGCUUAACUCCUGUGGGUGUUGUUGUCUACAAGAAUAAAAAACAAGUAGGGAAGUAUUUCUGGCCUCGGAUUACAAAGGUUCACUUCAAGGAAACGCAGUUUGAACUCAGAGUGCUGGGAAAGGAUUGCAAUGAAACCUCAUUCUUCUUUGAAGCACGAAGCAAAAUCACCUGCAAGCAUCUAUGGAAAUGCUGUGUUGAACAUCAUACAUUUUUUAGAAUGCCAGAAAAUGAGUCAAAUUCUUUGUCGCGAAAACUCAGCAAGUUUGGCUCCAUGAGUUAUAAACACCGAUACAGUGGCCGAACAGCUUUGCAAAUGAGCCGAGAUGUUUCCAUUCAGCUUCCCCGGCCGGAUCAGAAUGUGGAAAGGAGUCGGAGUAAGACUUACCCUAAAAGAGCAGCCCAAGCCCAGCCAUCAGGCUCAAACAGCAUAAACCGGGUUACUGCAAACAUGGAAAAUGGAGAAAAUGAAGGAACCACUAAAAUUAUUGCACCUUCACCAAUAAAAAGCUUUAAGAAGGCAAAAAAUGAAAAUAGCCCCGAAACCCAAAGAAGCAAAACAAGUGCACCAUGGGAAGAAAAUAGCCCUCAGAGUGGGCUGUACAGUUCUCCCAGUGACCGAAAUAAAUCACCAAAGUUCCCUUACUCUCGCCGACGAAAUCCAUCAGGUGGAAGUGACAACGAAUCUGGGCAGCCUGUUAGGAGGAGGAAGGCCCCAAACAGUGGUGAAGACUCAGACCUGAAGCAAAGAAGGAGAUCACGAUCCCGUUGUAACACAAGCAGUGGAAGUGAAUCUGAAAAUUCGAAUCGGGAACACCGGAAAAAGAGAAACAGAAUCCGGCAGGAGAAUGAUAUGGUUGAUUCAGCUCCUCAGUGGGAAGCAGUUUUGAGGCGGCAGAAGGAAAAAAACCAAGCUGAUCCCAACAACAGAAGAUCCAGACACAGAUCUCGCUCGAGAAGCCCAGAUAUUCAAGCAAAGGAAGAGUUAUGGAAACACAUUCAGAAGGAACUAGUGGAUCCAUCAGGCCUGUCGGAAGAACAACUGAAAGAGAUUCCUUAUACCAAAAUAGAGACUCAAGGAGACCCGAUCCGCAUCAGGCACUCUCACUCCCCACGAAGCUACCGCCAAUAUCGCCGGUCCCAGUGUUCUGAUGGGGAGAGGUCCGUUCUGUCUGAAGUGAAUGCAAAAACUGACCUUGUGCCUCCUCUCCCUGUGACUCGCUCUGCAGAUGCUCAGUGUGCCAAUGCGCCUACCUCUCAUCAGAAAAGAAAUGGGUCUAAAGACAGCCUGAUAGAAGAAAAAUCUCGAACGUCUACAACUACACUGGAUGGGAAGCACAGUGCAAAGACAAUAAAGACUAUACAAGUACCCCGCCUCAAGAUAGAGACUUGAUUCCUAUGACAGAUGCCACGAUUCCUUUGAAACUGUGAAUUAUGUAACAAAUCAAGUGUCAAAAGUCUGAUAAGUAUCAGUCAUUAAUUUCCUCUUGAUAUUUAAAAACUGCGGUGUCCCCCCCGCUGGCACCAGUUGCUUGAAAUUGGCAGUUUUGACAUCCCAUCAACUUGGUGCUACCCUACUGGAAUCUUCAGGUUCAACUUUGAAUAUUGCCUUGAAUGUCCUGUGUCCACUGGCAGUUAGUGCUUCAGAAGUGUAAACCCCCGCCCCCCCCCGAAUCUGCAACAGGCAACCUUGACAUCCCAGCUGGUGCUCAACCCCUGCCUGCUGCUUGAGGACAGAUGGAAACCUCCUGUCACUUGGUCUAGAUGUUUGUUCCUAUAAAUGUUAAGUCUCUUUAAAAAUCUA
Tachyglossus aculeatus (Australian echidna) is the source of this 2673-nucleotide messenger RNA. It is a transcript of the gene EPB41L4A, whose product is annotated as erythrocyte membrane protein band 4.1 like 4A. Gene Ontology annotation, molecular function: cytoskeletal protein binding. The record is from RefSeq and is a predicted model, not a curated record. Lineage: Eukaryota; Metazoa; Chordata; Mammalia; Monotremata; Tachyglossidae. Bases 202 to 2262 code for a protein of 686 amino acids. The transcript is spliced from 23 exons. Gene Ontology annotation, cellular component: cytoskeleton.